AUGUAUACGGACAAUACCGAUGCUGUCGAAUCGGAUGCCGUUGGCAAUCGUAUUCAACAUGGCGAAAUUAUUGUGACCACAAAUUUGACUGGUCGUGGAACGGACUUGGAGACUAGUCCCAAGGAACCGAUUGAGCAAUGCGAGCAGGCUCCAGAUCAUGCAACCAGGGCCGCCAUCGCCAGGGGCGAAGUCGGAUCGGCCGUCGCACUGUCCGAAGAUACCAAAGUCAACCUCGACAGUGUCGAUGUGAAAUGA
Messenger RNA from Didymodactylos carnosus, 255 nucleotides. Lineage: Eukaryota; Metazoa; Rotifera; Eurotatoria; Philodinida; Philodinidae. The record is from the annotation of a GenBank genome assembly.